UAUGUCAAAAUAAAAAUGGCUGCCCCCAGUGGCAGUGCAACGAACACGAGCUUCCAGAAGAAAAGCAGGGGAAAAGUUGCCCAAUUACCAGGAGCUCGUCCGUCUUUACAAAAUGGACAGCUUCUCAUUUCAACUGGGGUCCCAUCCCUGGAUUUUGUAGUUGGUGGAGGUUUGGCUGUGGGUUCAGUUCUUCUAAUUGAGGCAGAUACUUAUGGUCACUACGCCCAGCUGUUGCUUCGAUACUUUCUGGCGGAAGGAGUGAUGAAUGGUCAUGCGAUGUUCUUAGGCAGUGCCGACGAACGACCACAAACAAUACUAAAGAAUCUACCGUGUCCUGUCGAAGACGAUCCAAUCAAAAAGGCAGCUCAGACAAUCAAGAACAAUGAGGGCGCUACAUAUAGCUCAGAGGACAGGAUGAAAAUAGCCUGGCGAUAUGAACAUCUUCCAAAACACCAGUCAACCCCUUCCACACAUCGCUUCGGCCAUUUUUAUGACCUGAGUAAACCGAUGCCAACAGAGAGACUUUCCGACGUCCCAUGUCAGUGUUUUCAUCUUCAAGAAAAGAAUAGUAGUCACCGUGGCUCACCUUAUCAAAGAUUAUUCCAACAAAUCGAGAAGCAAGUAAUGGAGGGAGGAUUUAACUUAUUGGAAAGACAGACAAAAGACCGGAAUAUCCUGCGGAUAGCCAUUGACUCUCUGGGGUCGCCGUUGUGGGGGGAGGAGCAAGCUGUCAAUCAACAUGAUAGACACCAAGGGGCGGAGCUAUGUCAGUUCUUACACGCCCUACGUGCUUUGUUGAGGAAUUCUCUGGCUGUGUGUGUCGUCACGAUGCCAACACAUUUAUUCCCUGAUGCAGCAGUCGUCAGGCGGAUACAGAGAAUGUGUGAUACGGCAAUCGGACUCGAGUCCUUCGCUGGCGCAGAGAAAGAGAAAAAUCCGGUGUUCAAGGAGUAUCAUGGUUUAUUUCAUAUUCGCCAGCUGCCAAGAUUAAAUUCGCUGUGCGGUCACAUGCCUGAUACCAUGGAUCUUGCCUUUAAGUUGAAGAGGAAAAAGCUGACUAUUGAGAAGCUGCAUUUACCACCGGAGCUACCGGAAACAAUGAGCCGAACUCAAGACCCCGUACCGAGUGCAAUAGCGCCCUCUAUUGGUUGUGGAUCAGUAGGCGGAACAAGCAAGCUAGAUUUCUGAGAUUGCUGUGUCAAAGCAAAAGCAAUUCACCUUUGACCUUUAUCCAGACAUUUUACCUAACCCCAUCGCAAACCUAAACCAUAUCCCUAAUGCCAAACCUUAAGCAUAAAAGCAAACUUAAUCUAUGAGCAAGUUGGAUCAAGGUACUAAACGUUGACUAUUGGCGACCAUUGGGCGAUUUUGCCUGGUACCCAGGAUGUAUAUCAUGCAUAGGUAACCAUGGAACAUUGACUAGUGGUUGAAAAUGGUCGCUGAUCAAACUUGGUCAAUACUAGCCAAUAACCCCAUGGAAAGAAGACAAGGAAGGAAGUUUCAGUUUAAGAUGUUUGAAGAUAACCCCUGACAAUUAUUCUAAGGGAACCCCACUCAGACUGGUAAGGACUGAAAACUCAAUUCACUUCGUGCCCCGGCGUGAUUCGAACCGUGGUCCCAGAGGUGGAAGGCGAAGAAGAAUACCACUAAGCCAACCCUCCAACCCUACAUACAAUAAUAAACAAAGGAAAAUGUGGAUUAAAGGCAGUGGACACUAUUGGUAAUUGUCAAAGACUAGCCUUCA
Asterias rubens (European starfish) is the source of this 1744-nucleotide messenger RNA. RefSeq names its product elongator complex protein 4-like. The record is from RefSeq and is a predicted model, not a curated record. NCBI's taxonomy places the organism in Eukaryota, Metazoa, Echinodermata, Asteroidea, Forcipulatida, Asteriidae. Bases 16 to 1188 code for a protein of 390 amino acids. Gene Ontology annotation, cellular component: elongator holoenzyme complex; cytoplasm; transcription elongation factor complex. Gene Ontology annotation, biological process: tRNA wobble uridine modification. The transcript is spliced from 10 exons.